This is a messenger RNA of Mugil cephalus (flathead mullet), 2826 nucleotides long. Its product is annotated as CUB and zona pellucida-like domain-containing protein 1. The coding region runs from base 1 to 1995 and encodes 664 amino acids. The record is from RefSeq and is a predicted model, not a curated record. Lineage: Eukaryota; Metazoa; Chordata; Actinopteri; Mugiliformes; Mugilidae. The transcript has 12 exons.
AUGGCUUCUCUCACGCUGUUGCUGCAUCUGCUGCUCAUGGUCACAGCUGCAUCUGCAUGGUCCAUCAUCUACAGGUUCUUUGGUGGAUCUCUGAACUUCACACCGAAAGGAAGGAAUUCAGACGGAACCUAUGAGCUGGAAAUUCGUGACAAGCAAACUACAUACUACUGCAGACAGAAUUACUACACUUGCCUAAGUGGCAACUGUGGGACCCAGACCCAGUCUACCAGUGGACUAGUUCCCAGGAACUCCUAUGGUUUGAGAUGGUGCCAGUAUGAGAGGACGACAAAAAGAAAACUCCCCAGCAACCUCCCCUUUGAGAUCAGAUAUCCUACUAAUUUUAAUUCCUACUAUGGCGAUGGUUACUGGAUACCAAACAUCAGAAGCUCUAUGUCUUACUGGAGAAUGAUGGCACAUGUGGACCUGGGAACACGAUCUGACACCGGUGAAUCCAACAGAUCUCCCCUCAUUACCACGCUGCCCCUCCUCAGUCCAACAACCACCACAACUACUCCAACAACAACAACAACAACAACAACAACAACAACUUCACAAACAACAACAACAACUUCUCCAACAACCACCACAACAUCUCCAACAACCACAAUUGCUCCACUCAGCAAGAUUCCUCUGCAAUUUACAGUUUAUGUGGACUACCACAACGCCCCCUCAUGUCUUGAUGGUGAUUAUUUUCCCAUUUUCUUGUCACCAACUCCUGCGAAUGGAGUAAAUCUUCCAGCAUUUGUCAACCACACCCUCGAAAUCACAGUCAGAUCCACAGCUCAGUUCACCACGAUUUAUGACCUGAUUGUGACAGGACCAAGAGGCAUUACAAAGCAGAAAGUCUCCACAGAACUAUAUACAAUACAAUGGACGCCAACUGAACAGGAUGUCAACGAUCACUUUCCAAUCUGCUUCAUUUCUGAAGCAAGAGACAGAUACAACCGAGUCUAUCAGUCAGAGCUUCGUUGUGUGACCGCUGAUGUUGGACACCAAGAGUCCACUGUGACGUGUAAUGAAACUACGAUAACCGUGGAAGUGGAGAAGUCGUACCUCAUCAGACGCAACUUGGACAACCUGCAUCUGAACGACGUUGCAGAUUCUUCCUGCAACCUGACAACUCACUCCAAUGAGACCCACCUGGUGGCUGUCAUGUCGCUGAACGCCUGUGGGACUCAAGUGGAGGAGGAUGAAGACAACAUCAUCUUUUUAAACGAGAUCUCAUCUGCUGACCCAGAAGAAAUCAUCUCCAGGCGGCACGACGUUGAGAUUGCCUUUUCCUGCUCUUAUCCAAAGAGAACCAACCUGACCCUGGGCUUCAGACACAAAAACCCAUACGCCUUCACAGAGAAAGGCUUCGGUGCUUUCACCUUUCAGUUUGAGUUCUUCGAGAGCCAGCGCUUUAGGAAACAAGUGGAUGGCAGCACCUACCCAGUGGAGGUGUACCUGAAGCAGAUGAUCUUCAUGCAGAUUGAGGCGACCACCAACAUCCCCAACACUGAGCUGUUUGUGGAGUCCUGCAAGGCGACUCCCUAUGACAACCCCAACUCCCGCAUCAGCUACACCAUCAUCGAAAAUGGGUGUGUGAAAGACAAAACUGUGCAAAUCUACCCCAGCUCCAAGUCUCAGUUCAGAUUUGGAAUGGAGGCUUUUGAGUUCAUCGGCGCUCAUGACGAGGUCUACAUCACAUGCUCCGUCAUCCUGUGUGAGAGCGGCGCCUCUGGAACCCGGUGUUCUCAGGGAUGCAUCAGCGCCAACUCAGGGACGCAUCGCAGCAAAAGAGAAGCUGCAGCUGAGACUGGAAGACACUCCGUUUCCCAGGGACCUUUGCACCUGGUCAAGACUUCUGACAGCCAAUCAUCCGGGCUGAGCAUGAAUCUGGGCAUGAACCUGGUCUUCAUCGUCGGCUGCCUCCUGGUAUGCGGGGUGGUGAUCUACAGAGCAAAGAGGUCCAGACCUAAAUACCAGGCCCUGCCCACCUCUGAGGAAGACUAAAGACCACAUUAAUUUAAAGACAAUGAAGAGAGUUCGGUUUUGUUGUUUUGAAGUUCUUUUUCUUGGUGUGUCAGGGUGUGAAAAUGAGAAGGUAUAAAUAUAAAAAUUCUGAGACUUUAAACAGUUACUUGCAGAAAAGUUAAGGGAACAUUGCUCUCUCUUAUUGAGGUAUUCUAAUGAAGUAUCAUCCAAAGAUUUCCUGUUUGUGAGGGGUUUUGAUUACAGCAGGUUAUUUGUUUCACUGAUUUUAUGCAUUUUAUGCAGGAUUUGAUUAAGUCAGGAUUAUAGUUACAGGCGGGGUAAAACGAUUAUGACCUUCUGGAUUAAACCCCAGGGUUUAAAAAAUCGUAUACAAACCAAGUGGUUAAAAUAUACAAUAACUCAUUUUAAUUAUGUUGCAAAUUCAUUUAAUAGGGUUUUUUAGUGGUUUUGUUAUCGUAGUGUUGUUUACUAUCAACAGAUACAGGUACAGAUGGUGUAAAUGGACAAAGAGCAAAUAUGUGCAUUGUUGUGUGAGUUGUUCAGAUCUAAGUGCUUCUUUAUAACUUACACACUUACAGGAUUAAAUGGCUGGUAUGUACUGUAUAUAUGAGUCUGCAAAGUGACACCCAUUGUUGUUGUUUGACGAGAUAAGUGUAACCCUUCAGGCUCAUGUACAAUGUGUCAUCAGUUUAACGAGGCGAAGUUCCUGGUGAAUGUUGCAGGAGAUCAGUUAUUUUUAAACAGUUUAAACAGCUACUUGCAGUGUUUUCCCCAAGCACACACGGCUUAAUAAAACAAUAAACAAAAUAAAAAAAUAAAUAAAGUUAGAUCCAAAUUUCUGUCUUCUCA